This is a messenger RNA of Diorhabda sublineata, 3894 nucleotides long. Its product is annotated as D-beta-hydroxybutyrate dehydrogenase, mitochondrial. The record is from RefSeq and is a predicted model, not a curated record. The transcript is spliced from 7 exons. NCBI's taxonomy places the organism in Eukaryota, Metazoa, Arthropoda, Insecta, Coleoptera, Chrysomelidae. The coding region runs from base 992 to 2188 and encodes 398 amino acids.
AUGUGGAAUUUUUCAUUAUGGAUUUGAUUAUAAAUUUUUAAAUUUGGACCCAAUUUUAUAUUGGCAGAGAGAUAAUUACCUUGUUCUUUUGGUCUGCGACCGUGUAUAUAAUCUUUGCGUGCUAGCGUGAAGAUUAAUUUCUCCAGAGAUGUUUGAAAAGCGGAUUUGCCGGCCUAAAGGAGCCUUCCGUCGAUUUCAAAAAUUGUUAAGUGACUUCUAAUAAGAAGUAGAUAUAAGUUCCCUUCGUUAAAAAGGAAGGGACCUAGUUUUGGACAGACCUUUAUUGGGGUUUAAAACUUGAACGACCUUAAUUUGGAUUUAACUUCAAAGUUUGACUACCUAAUCUGGGAUAAUUAACUGAAUGAACUUUUUUAAUUGCUAACUGCAUUCUAUGGAUAUGGUCCUAUUUGUAUUCUUCGUGACAAGUAGGGAGCCUUAUGUGUUGCUAAAGGUCAGAUCCACUCAUAUUAGUUCUUUUGUUGUAAAAUUUUCUGUAAACCAACAAACUCAUGAGUUUUGCAGGAAAACAUCGAGAGCAUGAAAAAACUACUUUGGCGGGAAUCACGUUAUGAAGUUGACAGUUCAAGGCUUGGAAAGAAACAGUAUGACUUUGUAAACGAAAGGUGGAUCAUCGUUACGCAAUAUUAAUACAAAUCGUUUCAAUUAUAUGUUAAAUAGUUUUAUGUGUAUAAAUUUUCGAUAUUAAUAUAAAAUAUAGUUUAAUAUUCAAUUUUCCAAAGUCUCAAUGCUACUUAUUUCAAUACGUUUAGAAUCAAAUGCUUUCAAGACAUUAUGUGAAAUGUGUUGCCUAUACGAAAUACCAGUGAUAUAAUGGAGGAAAAAUCUAUUUAGCGAUUUCAUUUGUUUACAAGGAAAUUAUUGAAUUAUGUUUAGAAGUGGUGAGUGUGUGUGUUUGUGAGUGCUUAACAAAAUAUAUGAAUACAAAUUAAGUGAAUUCUAAGGAUAAUAAAAGUUUAGAUUCGCUACAAUCAUGAGUGGACCAUUCAAAAGAAGAUCUUCUAUAAAGACCUUGCCGGCUAUGAGUCUACCGGUGGAUUCGAUGAGAAGAGCGUCGAUUCGAAGAACUUCGAUAGCUUUGGGUCAGCAAAGUGGAAAAACCGCCGGACAACAGGAAGUCCCGUGGGAUAUUCUCGAUAGGUGUUUAUUACCUGUCAUUUUUUGUCACGCGACAGCUGUACUCGUCAGUAACGCCUUGAACGUGUUAAAAAUAUGGGAAGUUACGACUUUUACGUUGUUUAUAUGGUUUACAAUCGUUACUAUAGGAGCCGUUCUAUUCUAUCACAAUCUGAAGGUGACAGCAGCAGGUAAAGCGGUUUUAAUAACCGGCUGCGAUUCUAGAGUAGGUAGCGCCCUAGCUCGACAGCUCGACGAACAAGGUUUCACAGUUUUCGCGGGAUUUCAAAACGCGUCGACUAGCUCGGCGGCGGAGGAAUUAAAAGAAGUAUGUUCCGGUAGAUUACACGUGCUACAACUAGAUGUCGCAUCGGAAACACAAAUUUUAGCCGCCUCCCUUUACGCCGUAGAACAUUUACCAGACGGAGCUCCGGGGCUUUGGGCCGUCGUUCAUGCGCAAUCGUGGGUAGCGUUAGGGGAGAUCGAAUGGAUUCCACCACAGGUAAUCAAGAAAGCGACCGAUAUUAAUUUUAUCGGCCCGACGCGUGUCACCCAGAUCAUGUUACCUUUAGUACGGCGCGCCAAAGGUCGCAUCGUCAUGGUUACUUCCGGUUUAUGCAGAGUCUCGUCGCCGGUUCGAGGUAUACAUUGCGGAUUAUUGGCGGCGCUGGAAUCCCAAGCCGAAUGUUUGAGAAAAGAACUGAAAAGUAGAGGUGUGGACGUGGUGGUGGUGGCACCUGGAGAACUAACAUCCGGUUCGUCUUGGUUAUCGGACCAGCAUAUAAUCGAUCAAGCGAAAGACAUGUGGAAACAGCUCGGACAGGAACAAAAAAGCGAAUACGGGGAACAUUAUUUCGAGACUGCUUUGAGGAGUUUGGAAAAACACACCAAAGCGCAAGAGGUCGAUCUAUUUCCCGUACUCAGAGCGCUCAAUGAUGCCGUCAUUCGUACUUUUCCGUUGGCUAAAUACACUCCUGUAUCUCGCAAAGAAAAAAUUCAAGUUUUUAUCGCUGAAUAUUUUCCUAGAUCCGUUUAUGACGUCAUUUAUUCUUAAAUCGAUCUUUUUCUAAUAAAAGGAGGUUACUAUACGAGGUAUUUUGAUAACAAAAAUCUUCAAUACGGUUUACUAUUAUAUUUUUUUUUAGUUAUUGGAACGCCCCGUAUAAAAACCAACGAUAAUUUUUAUUAUUGAUCGAUUUUUUUGACAAACAAUCGCAUUUAGAUAAUAAUUUCUUAAAGAAUAUCUAAAGAUGUUAAAUUGUAGUAUUAGUAGCGAUUUUAGGAAAAAAUUUUGAAAAAUCGAAAAUCUGGUCAAAAAUUAAUAUACAUUACACCUAAUUGAGCUUUACCCUGACGUCAUACUCAAAUAAGUAUACGCGUUGUAAAUAUUUAUUACUCCACUCUGUAUAAAAUGGAAAAGUAAUUAUUAAAAAUUUUCCCAUAUCGCCCCAAUUUAUUAAUAAUAAAACAUACAUUUUUCCCGUAUCGCCCCCAUGUAUUAAUAAUGAUACUUCCCGCGUUUCAUAUAUAUAAAAAUUUUCCCAUAUUAAUAAUAAAAUCUCUACAACAAAUUUUCCCAUCUCGCCCCCAUUUAUUAAUUUUAAAACAUCGACAGUAAACUUUUCCAUCUCGCCCCCAUUGACUUAUAUUUAAACCUCCACGUUCCUAAUACAACAAAUUUUUCUCAUCUCACUCCCAUUUAUUAAUAACAAAACCUUCUUAACAAUCUUUCUAUCUCGCUCUCUUAAUAAUAAAACAUCUACUACAAAAAAUUUUCUCAACUCUCCCCAAUUUAUUAAUAACAGUAUCUCCACAACCAAUUUAACUAUCUCGCCUCAUUUAUUGAUAGCAAAACCUCCAGAACAUUUUUUUCCAUAUCGCCCCUAUUUAUUUAUAUUGAAACCUCGCGCGUUCCUAAUACAACAAAUUUUGCCAACUCGCCCCCAUUUUUUAAUAACAAUACCUACAGAACAAAUUCUUCCAUAUCGGCCCAAUUCAUUUAUAUUGACCUCGCACGUUCCUAAGAUAACAAAUUUACCCCUUUUAUUAAUAACGAAACCUCCAGAAUCAAUUUUAUCCCCCAUCUAUUAUUAUUUAAACCUCCACAACGAAUUUUCCCCUAGCGCCCCCAUUUAUUUAUAACACAACCUCCCGCGUUCCCAAUACAACAAAUUCUCCCUAUCUCGCCCCCCACUUAUUAAUAUUAAAACGUCCCACGUAUUGCUACACAUCCAGCGAAGUCUCGUAGAGCACUAAACGGCAAAACAGCUGAGUUCUAAUAUCUGUCACAGGUCAUUGGCAUGACGUAGACAUUGGUGGAAGGAGUAAACCGAAUCGUUGUUGCCAAAUUCAAACAGAUAGAAAACAUACUAAAAUUUCAGUUAAACGACAAUUACCAAAUUCUGGAAAAAUUAAUCAUAAUAUUCCGUUCCGUGGAUUCUUAGACACAACUAAUCUGAACGUAAAUAAAUAUUUUAAUAAUAUUUAACUGUUUGAAAAAAAUGACAGCAAUCAGAAGAGAUCGAAAUGAAUACUUACUAAUUAACCAAAUUAAUUAUACCUAUCACUAUCUCUGUUUAACUUAUGAAGUAUAUAAAACAACGUUUGUCAUUUCUUAAAUCGUAAAUAUCGCUAGACAAGGAUGACAAAUAUGAAGUUUUUAUUUGCUCGUUUAUACUUUAAAUGGCGUCAUGGCGAAGAUCAGUUUGAUCCGAUGUAGUGACAGCUUCGUUUUGUAAAAAUAAAAAGUUUUAAAUAAAA